AUGGACGGCAUGCGUGCGCACCUCGCCAACCGUCUUCGCAGCUCGUCGCUCUCGGCGGUCCCUCCACCGCGACAGAGCUCAGAUUACUCAGACGACCUGGCCAAGACGGCUGCCUCCAUUCUCUACCGCAGUCCAAUCCCCUCCCGCGAAGGCCGCCCCGUGUUCAUCCUCAACGCGGCGGCGCUCCCGGACACGCACGACACGGACUUUGACCAGCUGCUGCCGUACGUGCUGGCGCGGCUGCCCGAGGAGGACGACCUGCUGAAGGGCUUCGAGUACGAGGUCGUCUUCUUCGCGGGCGACGGCGAUGGCUCGGUCACGGCGCGCAAGCACCGGCCCGGCUGGGGCUGGUUCCUGCAGGCGUACCACGUGCUGUCGCGGGCCAUGCGCAAGCGGCUGCAGCGCCUGUACAUUGUGCACGAGAAGGCGUGGGUGCGCAUCCUGACCGAGGUCUUCUCGACCAUUGUCAGCCCCAAGUUCCGGCGCAAGAUCCACCACGCCUCCAGCCUGACCCAGCUCGCGCUCCACAUCCCGAUCGAGAACCUCCUCAUCCCGCCCUCGACCUACCUCACCGACCGCCGCAUCGCCGACGACAUCUUCGUCCCGUAUGCCACCGGCCGCCGCGCCUUUGCCGCGCGCAACCCGUUUCCGUACACCAGCAGAGGCACCACGCGCUUCCCCCGGGUGCUGCGUGAGACGACCAGCUUCGUGCUGCUGGAGGCGAACGUGACCUCCGAGGGCCUGUUCCGCAUCCCCGCGCACUCGAAGCUGCGCGAGGUCCUCAAGGAGGCCUACGACCGCGGCCAAAAGUACAUUGUGUGGAAAGACAACGGCGUCGCGCUGCCCGUGCCGCCCUACCCCGAGGCCGAGCACCAGGACGACAUCAUCGACGAGGUGGACACCCGGGACGCCUACUCGGUCUUCAUGGCCGCGGCGCUGAUCAAGGCCUGGUACUCUGGUCUGCGGCAGCCCGUCUUCCCGCCAGAGUCGUACAGAGACUUGAAGCGGCUGUUUGGCGAUUCGCAGCAGAUUCCGCAUCUCGACCAGCUGCGGGACCUGUUCUCGCCCAGCUCCGAGUGGUCGUUCUUGCCCGCGAUAUCGAGGGAGAUUGCAGUGCGACAUUUGCUGCCACUGCUGCACGAGGUGUCGUCGCGGCAGGAGCAGAACAAGAUGACGGCCGAGAACUUGGCUGUCUGCUUUGCGCCGGCGCUCCUGUGUGGGCCGGACCAGAUUGAGGAUGCCAAGAUGUCUUCCAUCAUCCGCAGGAUCUUCACCCGUGCCGUCGACCUGUGGGGCCACGGUCUACGAGAGGCGUGCGGCCAGGAAGCAGGCGCUUUCAGAGACCAGCUCAAGCAGGCCAGCGACAUGAGCGAGUGGGAGGACCCAGUCGAGGUCAGGACAGCCGACGCCAGGGACUCGAUUGACGAGCAGAUGAGCGGCAUCACGUUGCACGACAACGAGAAGGCGCCCGAGCCCUACACCGACUACCCGCAAGCCACGUCGUCGGCGACAAAACCGCCUCCCCUCCCUCCCCGGUCUCGCGUGCCCUCGGCCAAGUCCUCGGGCGACUCUGUUCACAGGAAACCAGCACCUCCGCUGGCAGUGCCACCGCGGUACUCGACAGUCGUCUCAGACGCGCCCAACGACGUGGCCGAGUCGCCCUCGACAUAUGCAGCAACCACGGACGGCUUCGCGCCGCGACGACGAGAGUCUGGCCAAGUGCAGAGGGCAGCAUACCCCGACGAGGACAAGUGCGGUACGGCAGCUCAAGUCCCCAUCCUUGCUUGUAUGAGUUUUGCACAGGACGCGAAGCCCCCUCUAUCGGCUGCGCCCGCUCCCGCUCCUGCUUCUGCUCCUGCUCCUGCUUCUGCUCCUGCUUCUGCUCCUGCUCCUGCUCCUGCUCCUCACAUGACGCUCGCUAAGAGGAAAGCCCUGACCCCCGCGCAGGUUGACAACGCAGACAAGUCCGACGUAGCACGCGAGCACAGCCCCGACGGCAUCUCUGCAGCAGACACGCGGAGACGCAGCGUCUCCGGCGUCACGCGCGCGCCCCAGUUCACAGCCCUCGCGCGCCCCGUCCACCCCACCCCGACGCCCACGCACCCGUUGACCGGCCGGCCGGCGAGCAAAUCCACCUCCCUUCCGGUCGCGUCUGGGCCGCGGCCGCGCACCGUCAGCCCGGCGCUGCUGAAGCGCAUGCCCAGCCUCGAGCAGACGCGCAAGCCGGCGGUGCAGGGCGAGCGGUUGGCGCCGCGGGGGCUGAACGUGAAGAAGACGAGCGUGGAGGAUUUGCGGCGGCUGUAUGAGGAGCGCGCGAGUGGGGAUGUGGGGGUGCUGAGCGUGCGGCAAGGGGGCCCAUCCCUACUCCCCCCUCCCCCUCCCCUCCUCCUCCUCACCGUCAAACACAACAUGCACACCCACAUCCCGCAGCCUCCUCCGAACAUCCUGGAACCUCUCGCUAUUCCUCCGAAACUCAUCGAGCCCCGUCCCCGCGUCGCGCAGCGCAGCAACGAGGCUGUCCUCGGCCAAGCCAGCAUCAACAAGGCCCUCGAUGUCGAUGGACUGGAAGUAGGCGCGCAGGCGCUCAAGGAUGAUGUGGCGCGCGAGAUGUACGUCGUCGAUCGGGGCGAGCCAGUACGGGGCUGCGGCGUCGGGCAGCGGGUCUUCAUCGUUGAAGGUGUGGAUAAUCUCGACGAGCAGCGAGGUGGCUUCGGUUGUGUUCCAGAGGUCCUUUGCGCGCGGGGCGUAGAGCUGGGUGAGCAGCUCUUGGUGCGGCGUGUGUGGCUCGAGGCCCCAGACGGGUUUCGGGAUGGGGGCGAUGUCGAGCUCUUUGCACAGACGGGCGGCCAGCCAGGGGUAUUCGCGGACUGCGUUCCUGAGGCUCGAGCGCGCCUUGACGGGGUCCUUGAGGCGCACGUGUGCGAGCGCGACGGAGAAGGCCAUGUUCGGCGGGACCUUCCACGCGCGCUCCAGGACAUCGCAGGUCGAGAUGGCGAGCAGGGAUUCCGGGCUGCGCCCGCGCAGGGCCAGCUGGUCGACCAGCAGCCGCACGCAGUAGGGGUCUUCUUCGGGCGAGAGCGAGAGCAGCAGCCGCGCCCACUCCAGCGCGGUGCGGAACGUGGCGCGCACGCAGAGGGUCGCGAUAUAGCGCCAUACCGCGAGGAAGAACUCGCGGUUCUCCGGGCGGCGGAACGAGAGGCGCGCCUUGCCUGCGGCCAGCGAGGCGGCGAAUGUCGAGUGCACGCUGCGGCCGAAGGUGAAGAGGGCGCGUUCCAGCAGGUCCGAGGCGGAGGCGUUGUCGCGCUGCUGCUUUGCGAUUUCGCUGACUUGCAGCAGCGUCGAGAUGUGGUAGGGGUUCGCGUGCAGGAGCUGCACCAUGCGCUCGGGGUCGUAGCUGGCGACGGCGACGUGGAACUGGCGCUGUGUUUCCUGGUAGGCGGAGCUGUGCACGAAGCGGUACUCGAUGCUGCCGACGUCGUGCUUUUCGACCACCUCCAUGCCCAAGCCGCCCGAGGUCGCGCGGGGCCACUCCUCGUUGCCUUGGAUGAAGAGGUUGCGCCGCAGACUGAGGCCGGCCAGGCGCGUCCCGGGUUGGUUGCGGGCGUUGACGCGGGCGGCAAUGCCCUGGGGUCCGCGGGGGCGGGGCUCGUCGUCGUCAGCGUGCUGCAGGGCGGUCCUGCCGAAGAGCCUCUUCAUCUCGUUGGCGGCGUAGCCUGGUCGAUCUCGUCGAGUCCAGAGUCUGCGGCGUCCCCUUGCGGGGUGGCCGUCUUGCUGUGGAUCUUGUCCUUCUUCUUCUUCUUCUUCUUCUUCUUUUUGGUCUUCUUGGAGGGGUUUGGCGCUGGCGCUGGCGUUGGCGUGCUUGCGACGGCGGGCUCAUCUUGCUCGUCCUCGUCCUCGUCCUCAUCCUCGUCGGCGGCGGCGUCUCCCAGCAUGGCAAAGAGACUCGGUUUUGGCUGUGGCUGUGGCUGUGGCGCAAUCUCGUCUUCUGACCCGUCCUCGUCCUCGUCCUCAUCCUCGUCCUCUUGCUGUUUCCGCUGCGCGAGCUUCUCCUGCAGCUCCCUCUCUUCCUGCUCCUUUUGCGCCCGUCUCAGCGCGCGCGACGACAUGGCGAGUGUUGGUAUUGUUGCUGUGUUCAGCGGCGAGCGCGGCGGUCAACCUCCCUCGCGGCGUCCAACCCUGCAAACUCCCGCUCACCUCCUCCGUGCCUGUCCCGUGCCUGCCCCAAUGCGUCGGGCGGCCCUCCAAGCAGCGCGCUCCGUCCGUCGUCCCUGUCUGCGCCGGUUCGCCCGCAGCCGUGUCGCGUUCGCGUUCGCGGCGCCGGGCAUCGGGCCAGCCCACGGCAGCCUCGGCCACCACAGCGGACGCGCGCGACCAUCGGCGCCGCUCCUCACCUCGUCGAUGCAAUUCCGCGCCAUCACAGGCGCGCUGGUAGCUGCCGCCGUCGCCUCCGGGGCCUUCUACGCUUACAACGGCACCCAGUCCCGCAGCGCGGCCGCCUCGCCCGUCGCCCAGCAAGCGGCCGCCCUCAGCACGCAGCCGGACAGCGAGCCGACGCGCAAGGCCCUCGUCGUCGGGCAGGGCGAGCUGUUCACGGGCACCAUUACCGGGUCGGGCCCCAUCGCCAAGGAGACGGACGAGUACGGCCGUCGCGUCGUCGAGAUGCUGGACCCGCACCAGGCCACGGCCAAGCUGCGCAAGAACGAGGAGUCGUGGCUCGUCGGCCGCGGCGCCGGCGUCGUGCGCUACGACGUGGUGCAGCUCCCCAGCAACGACCCCAUCGAAGACGACCACGCCGAGAAGAUCAUCGAGGUGCCCUCCACCCUGGCGGCCACCGACGACGGCGCCCCGGCCACGGACUGGAUGUUCUGGGGCGUCUUCGACGGACACAGCGGCUGGGUCACGUCGGCCAAACUGCGCCAGACGCUCAUCUCCUACGUCGCGCGCGAGCUCAACACCACCUACAAGGCCGCGCUCGCCGACCCCGCCCAGCGCCUCCCGACCCCAGCGUCCAUUGACAAGGCCAUCAAGAGCGGCUUCGUGCUCCUCGACAACGAAAUCGUCCACGAGUCGGUCAAGAAGGUCAAGCAGGCAAAGACCAAGAUCGCUGCCGCCGAGCUGCUGGCCCCGGCCCUCUCCGGCUCCUGCGCCCUGCUCUCCUUCUACGACAGCCGCUCGAAGCUCCUCCGUGUGGCCUGCACCGGCGACUCUCGCGCCGUGCUGGGCCGUCGAGCUGCCAACGGCAAGUGGACCGCCACCCCUCUCUCCGAAGACCAGACCGGCGGCACCACCACCGAGGCCGAGCGACUCCGCAGAGAACACCCCGGCGAGCCCAACGUCGUGAGGAACGGCCGCGUGCUUGGCGGGCUGGAGCCCUCUCGUGCGUUUGGCGAUGCUUCGUACAAGUGGUCCCUCGAGACCAACGCCGAGCUGAAGAAGUCGUACUUUGCUCGCUCCCCGUCAGCGCUCCUGAAGACGCCUCCCUACGUCACUGCCGAGCCCAUUGUCACCACCACAAAGGUCGACCCUGACAAGGGCGACUUCGUCGUCAUGGCCACGGACGGACUGUGGGAGAUGCUCACCAACGAGGAAGUCGUUGGCCUCGUCGGGCAGUGGCUCGACACGCAAGCCAGCGUGACCGGCCCGAGCCCCCAGGCGCAGUCGUGGCUCAAGAGCUGGUGGUCGUCGGAGAAGCAGCUUCCCAUUGACCAAAAGGACAACGGCGCCGGUGCCGGCCAGCGUGCCCCCAUCCGCCAGCAGCAGUGGGGCACCAAGACCAACCUGAACGAGCGCUUCGUCGUCGAGGACAAGAACGUUGCAACCCAUCUCGUCCGCAACGCUCUCGGAGGAAAGGACCAGGACCAGCUCAGUGCUCUGCUCACUCUGCCGAGUCCCUUUUCGAGGCGCUACAGGGACGACUUGACUGUCGAGGUCAUCUUCUUUGGCCAAGGCGCCGCCGACGGCAAGGUCACACUGAACCAGGAAGCCAGUGCAUCAGCAGCUGAACCGAGAGCCAAGCUGUAA
This is a messenger RNA of Didymella exigua CBS 183.55, 6021 nucleotides long. RefSeq lists its product as uncharacterized. The transcript is spliced from 8 exons. Gene Ontology annotation, molecular function: protein serine/threonine phosphatase activity. The record is from RefSeq and is a predicted model, not a curated record. Gene Ontology annotation, biological process: protein dephosphorylation; signal transduction. Lineage: Eukaryota; Fungi; Ascomycota; Dothideomycetes; Pleosporales; Didymellaceae. The coding region runs from base 1 to 6021 and encodes 2006 amino acids.